AUGUCUCAUACAAACAAACAACAACAAAUGUUUUCACUUGCCAUUUGCCUUUUUCCGACACCAUCACCAACCAACCAUUCACCACCAUCAUCCUACCACCAAUCAUCCACAUCCAUUAUUACCACUGUUCCAUUCCGUUCUACUACUGAAGUAUUAUCCAAUAUAGGAUUAGAGUCCUUACCCACUGAGUUAGAAAGGAAUUUCAAGUUAAUGCGAAAACUUGAUGAUCGUGCCCAGACGGCAAUGAAAAGUAUCGACCAUCAUGCCAAGGAAUUUAUGCGCAAAUUGGCCGAUGGCUCCGCGCAGAUGACUGAAGAGGAGCGUAAAGAACGAUUGGCCGAUAUCCAACAGUUGUUUGUCAAGGCCAAGGAAUACAGUGAUGAUAAGGUGCAAUUGGCCAUACAAACCUAUGAAUUGGUGGAUAAGCAAAUUCGGCGCUUGGAUAAUGAUUUGGCCCGCUUUGAGGGGGAAAUACAAGAGAAGGCCUCAUCGACACGGGGUAAAUCCGAGGAGACACAAGUUAAGAAAGGCCGCAAAAAAACCAAAGACGCCAAGGCUGUGGGUAAAAAGAAACGCAUUACCUCCUCGGAUGAUGAGGCCAAUAAUAGUGCCACAGCAGCGGCGGCCACAACCGCUGGCCAGGGUGGUAAAAAGAAAAAGCAGAAGGUAAAUCAAGAAAAAGAAACACGCAAGGGGGGUCAAAAGAAAAAUGUCGACUUGGAUGAUUCAGAAAAAGAAUCCUGUCACACAGCGGCCACACAUCCCAGUGAUGUUCUCGAUAUGCCUGUGGAUCCCAAUGAACCCACCUAUUGUCUGUGCCAUCAAGUCUCCUAUGGUGAAAUGAUUGGCUGUGAUAAUCCAGAUUGUCCCAUUGAAUGGUUUCAUUUUGCAUGUGUCGGCCUGACCAUCAAACCCAAAGGCAAAUGGUUUUGUCCGAAGUGUACACAGGAUCGAAAAAAGAAAUAA
Messenger RNA from Musca vetustissima, 966 nucleotides. It is a transcript of the gene Ing5, whose product is annotated as inhibitor of growth protein 5. Gene Ontology annotation, cellular component: nucleus. The transcript is spliced from 5 exons. Gene Ontology annotation, biological process: regulation of DNA-templated transcription. The coding region runs from base 1 to 966 and encodes 321 amino acids. The record is from RefSeq and is a predicted model, not a curated record. NCBI's taxonomy places the organism in Eukaryota, Metazoa, Arthropoda, Insecta, Diptera, Muscidae.